This is a messenger RNA of Protopterus annectens (West African lungfish), 1206 nucleotides long. Its product is annotated as chemokine-like receptor 1. Lineage: Eukaryota; Metazoa; Chordata; Ceratodontiformes; Protopteridae. Gene Ontology annotation, cellular component: plasma membrane. Gene Ontology annotation, molecular function: G protein-coupled receptor activity; complement receptor activity. The record is from RefSeq and is a predicted model, not a curated record. The transcript is spliced from 2 exons. Bases 28 to 1107 code for a protein of 359 amino acids. Gene Ontology annotation, biological process: inflammatory response; regulation of calcium-mediated signaling; positive regulation of macrophage chemotaxis.
UGCAAGAACCUUGCAGUCAUACUGAAAAUGAGUGGUACAUCUGAAAAUACUACGCUAGAAUAUGACACUGACUACGAUAAUGACUACAACACCAUUCCUACAACAAAAACACCUAAUGAAUUUCAAAAUGAAGAUGCCACUAGAAUCCUUACAGUUGUGGUUUAUAGUUUUACAUUUGUGCUUGGCACAUUUGGAAAUGGACUUGUAAUCUGGGUUGCAGGUUUCAAAAUGAAGAGAUCUGUCAACACUGUUUGGUUUCUUUCCUUGGCCAUCACCGAUUUCUUUUUCUCACUGUUUCUCUUUUUUAAUAUUGUAUAUGCUGCAAAUGAUUACAAUUGGAUUUUUGGGAAAAGUAUGUGCAAGAUUAAUAGUUCUUUUUAUAUCUUGAAUAUGCUUUCUAGUGUCUUUAUCCUGACAAUAAUAAGUAUUGAUCGUUGCAUUUCGGUUAUGUUCCCAGUCUGGUCACAAAACCAUCGAAAACCAAAGACUGCAUAUUUUGCCUGUGCUGGAGCUGUGAUGCUUGCAUUUCUUCUUAGUUUGCCGUCAGCUAUUUUCCGUGAUACACUUACAUACAAUGAAAAGACAAUGUGUUAUACCAACUAUCUUUUGCUCAGCAAAACUAAAUUAAAUCACACUGAAGCUAAACAAAUCAGAAGUACCAGGCAACAAGCAGUAACUUUUAUUAUAUUUUUAUUAGGAUUUCUUAUUCCAUUAAUGAUCAUGAUGAUAUGCUAUACAAUUAUUGCCUUUAAAAUUAGUAAAAAUAGACUUUCACAAUCAAAAAAGCCAUUUAUAGUUAUUAUAGCCAUUGUAUUGACAUUUUUUCUUUGUUGGGUUCCAUAUCAUUGUGUCAGUAUUUUGGAAGUGUGGUACUAUCAUUUUUCUGUAAGAGACCUUAAGAUGGGAGUACCUAUCUCUAAAGCCAUUGCAACAGCAAAUAGUUUUAUGAAUCCAAUUCUGUAUGUGUUUAUGGGCCAAAAUGUUAAGAAGACACUUUUGUCACGCUUUGAAAAUGUUUUCAGUGAAGAUACUGCUCAGUCACGUACUAGCAGUCAAAGGGUAUCAAAGUUUUCUUCUAAUACAUAUAGAGAAACAAUAAAACUGUAGUCCUGAAGACAGUCAAGAUCAUUUAUCAACAAAUCUGACCAGGAUUUCUUGUAAAAAAAAGUUUUUGCUUUGUAAAUAAAAUGAACCAUGUCAUCUCAA